AUUAAAUAAACAAGUGUCCCAAAAAGGGACCAUAGGCGAAAAUUACAGUUUGAAAGGCCUAAAGAUUACUGGGUCCAGGAGCUGCUCCACAAUUAACAGCCCAUCUUUGCAAUCAAGCGGGUCAGCAUCACGAUUCACGGGGCAGCCGUGAACCCGACCCAAUUUGUUGGUGUUCGGAUCCUCCUGAGAGAUAUAGUCGUAGCUCGUCGGGGAGAGAGGGGGAAGAAAUGAAUGUGAUCGGGAAAGGUGUUCGAAGCAUACACACCGCAGUUGACUCUCCACGACUCACAAGAUUUGCUCUUCAACCUCCUAAAUUUGUAGAGGUGGAGUUUGAAAACGGCAGUCUGUAUAAGUUGUCAGCUGAGUAUUUGAGAAUAUACAGUCCCGCUGUUGAUAGUAAGAUCAGAUCAAUUUGCGGCGAGAAGGUCAUAUCUGGUAGGCGUCAUGUAGGAAUUAUGUCUGCAGAACCUAUUGGAAAUUAUGGAGUGAGGUUAUUAUUUGAUGACUUACAUAAGACUGGUAUCUUUACAUGGGACUACUUCUACCAUCUUGGAAGUAACAAAUUCACCCUCAUGAGAAAUUACAUCAGAAUUCUGAAGAAACAUGGACUAAGCCGGGAUCCACCUAGACGAAGAUGACUAUAUGACGUGGCCUUGAGAAGGCUGAUUCGCACUAUUUAAGCUGGAAAACAUUCUCCCCACAUGCUCAGAGUGAAAUCGUGACAUAAAAACAUGCUGUUGCAAAUAUUUCAAAGACUAGCUCUUUAUAUGUUAUCAUAUGUUCAGUGGAAUUUGUGGCGUGCUAUACUCGAGAUCUAGAGAUUGAACAUGCGACACAAAAGAGGUCAUUAGUUUCUAAGGAACAUAAAGGAGGCUCUUUGUUUGUAAUUUUGAUUUGAGAAGCAUGUUGGUGUUGCAGAACAUGCUUGAUUGAAUGGAAGGAACAGUAAACGUGGCAAGUUUGCUUUUUUCUGUUUUCUUUUACUUUUGUCAAAUAGAGGAUUAUGAAUUAUGAUAACAUUAUGGGCUGAAAAAGCCCCUUUUCAUGCACUGUCUCAAUCGAUGGCAGACGCAUGAUUUGUAAGGUAGGGUCGUAUUUGAAUUGAAGAUGAUGAGUCUAUAAUGAACUUUUGUAAUUUUUUAUGAUAUUCUUUAUUGAUUUAUUAUACAGUAAUAAAUAUUC
Solanum dulcamara is the source of this 1182-nucleotide messenger RNA. RefSeq lists its product as uncharacterized. The record is from RefSeq and is a predicted model, not a curated record. The coding region runs from base 228 to 638 and encodes 136 amino acids. NCBI's taxonomy places the organism in Eukaryota, Viridiplantae, Streptophyta, Magnoliopsida, Solanales, Solanaceae. The transcript is spliced from 4 exons.